CUCAAUUCCUUAUUUGAGGAACAGGUGGAUGAUAAAUUGUGUAUAUACUUGGAGUAUGUUUCGGGUGGUUCCAUCUAUAAACUUCUUCAGGAGUACGGACAGUUUGGUGAAAUAGCCAUUCGUAAUUUUACUCAACAAAUCUUGUCUGGCCUCAAUUAUUUGCAUGCUAAAAACACUGUCCACAGAGACAUAAAAGGAGCUAAUAUACUUCUAGACCCCAGUGGCCGUGUCAAACUGGCUGAUUUUGGGAUGGCAAAGCAUAUUACUGGGCAGUCUUGUCCAUUGUCAUUAAAGGGGAGCCCUUACUGGAUGGCACCUGAGGUGAUAAGGAAUUCAAAUGGUUGUAAUCUUGCUGUUGAUAUAUGGAGCUUUGGGUGUACAGUGUUGGAGAUGGCAACAGCAAAACCACCAUGGAGCCAGUAUGAGGGGGUCGCGGCUAUGUUUAAGAUUGGAAACAGCAAGGAGCAUCCUGCAUUUCCUGAUAAUUUGUCAGAUGAUGGGAAGGACUUCGUGAGGCAAUGCUUGCAACGGAACCCAUCACAUCGCCCUACAGCUGCUGAACUUUUGGAGCACCCUUUUGUGAAAAAUGCAGCUGCACUGGAGAAACCAAUUUUAACUGCUGAGCCUACAGAAGCAACACCUGCAGUUAUGAAUGUAGGAAGAUCAAUGGUAUUAGGAAUUUUCUUUUAUAUGUCAAUGCCACCUUUCAUGCAUUUAAUGUUGUUCCCGUUAUGCACUAAAAAGUUGUAUAUUUGUUAAUGUCUUUUUGCCUACAUUCAAUGGUGAAUUCUGCCCUCUUCAAAAUUGCUUUGCAGUUUGAUGAGCAUUGUAUUCUGAUCUUUGAUGACAUAGUAUUGAAAAUUCAAUGUUUCAUUUUCUCUCAUGCAUAUGAUCUUUGCUAUUUCCAUAAUGUGAAUCUGAUUUACUGAAUGGACCAUAUGUGUUGCAAGAUAUUGGUCAUGAGGGUUUACGAUAGUCAAUUUAAACUUGUAGGCAACUUGGCAUGGAACUGUAACCUUGUUCUUGUGAAUGUACUGUGUGGGGAAGAGAUUAUUUUUCAUCUUUGAAUUAGAGUGUACUGGCACCUACUCAGCUACAGCAUCCCUCCACUGCCACCAACAAUUAAAAGAAAAAGAAUUGCUAUGUUUAACCAGCUGUGCUAGUUAGAGCUUAAUGCUAUAUAAUCUGUUUCCUUUAUAAUGCACUUGUGUGGAUUUUUUUAGUGAUUUCUCUUUCUUUGUCUGCCUGGUCUGUUUUGGCCUACAUGAUCUUAUUGACUUGACUGUGGGGUUGCAAUCUUGGGUCUUCAAUUUGGGCAUUGGGCAUGCAAGAAACAUCGCAGGCUUUGAAUCAGAAGGGGUUGCGAUCCAUCAAUCCAGAGGCUCAAAAACUGGUGCAGGGUUGAGUGAAGUCCAUGCACCGAAGAAUGCGUCAUGUCCGGUUUCACAUAUUGAGAGCCCUCUUCUGAAUUCAAGGUCCCCACAACAUAUGAGUGGAAGUCUAUCUCCAUCUCCUAUAUCUAGCCCUCAUACUGCAUCUGGUUCAUCCACACCUCUUACUGGUGGUAGUGGUGCAAUCCCAUUUCAUCACCUAAUGCAGUCAGCAACUUACUUGCAAGAAAGCAUGGGAAUGAUCCCAAGGUCCCAAAACAUUUUGUAUACCAAUGGCAAUAAUCCAUAUCAGGAGCCCAAGCCUGAUCUAUUUCGAGGGAUGUCACAAGCCUCUCAUGUUUUUUGAGAGAGGAUUUCAUCAGAUAAUGGUGCCUCUGAAAACCAGUUUGGACGACCUGGCCAUGGGGACCCCAGGGAACUUUAUAAUGGGCAGCCUGUACUAGUUGAUCGUGUGUCUCAACAGCUCUUAAGGGAUCAUGUGAAGUUGAAGCCAUCCUUGGACCUGAAUCCAAGCUCGCCAAUGCUUGGUCGCACCAAUGGAAUCUAGCAUGCACUGGAAGCCUUGGUCUAAGAACAGUUUCCAGGCAUUGUAUAUGCCAUCCAGUGCUUCAUUCAUAUUUUUAUUAUAUUCAUGAGCCAAAAUAUUUCCAAUACGUCCCUUAAAAGUAAAGGUAGUGAAUAAGUUGGAUCCUAUGGAAGCUUGAAUGGCGGAAGAUAUUUUUGGAAGCAGAAUCUGAAUGCCUGGUUGCAGAGUUCAUACUGUAAAUAGCUUAUUUGACAUGUAAGGAGAGGAUGAAUAUUUGGCACUUGGCAGCACUCAAAUGAUUCCCUUGUAGUUACAGUUUUUUACGUGACAACUAUACGAUUUCACCUCAAGUAAUUAAUUCAGCAUCUUUUCCUGUCAGCUGUAAUGAUUCUGGUCGACGCACAAGUUCAUUUGGGAAUGAAGACUGCUUAAAUAGGAGAUGGCCAAUUCAUCAGCUCCUUGCAAUUGAGAACACAGCAUGCUGGUGUAAAGAACUGUGUAUCUUAUUCCACUUGAAACAGAGAGUUUCAAGAGCUAUUAUCAUUUCUGGGCUCUGUUGCCUUUUCAUUUCCUUUCACUAUUUUUUGGGUUGGUGGGAGUUAAAAAACCUUGUACAGCAAGUUGGGAAUUAAGAAGUCCAGAGUAACGGUUGCGAAUCUGCCAGGCUUGAUCUUUUUUUAUUAUUUUGCCCCUUUCUGUAUCAGUUUAUAGCAGGUCAAAAACAGAACUGUUGGCUGCACUGCUGAUAUUGUUGUAUCUACUUCAUACCUGCAACAAAUUGAAGAAAUCUAAUUUAACCUUUGUAUUUA
Hevea brasiliensis (rubber tree) is the source of this 2726-nucleotide messenger RNA. Its product is annotated as mitogen-activated protein kinase kinase kinase YODA-like. Gene Ontology annotation, molecular function: ATP binding; protein kinase activity. The transcript is spliced from 6 exons. Lineage: Eukaryota; Viridiplantae; Streptophyta; Magnoliopsida; Malpighiales; Euphorbiaceae. Gene Ontology annotation, biological process: protein phosphorylation. The annotation marks the transcript as partial. The record is from RefSeq and is a predicted model, not a curated record.